AAAUAUAUGGUCCUAUAUUGAGAAAGUCAUUAUGUUUUAUUCCUAAUGAGAAAUGUUCUUCACGUGAUUGAAUCAUGAUAGAGAACGAUCCGUAAUUAUAAACUUCACUAAUUACUGGUCCUGACUAGUGAAGGCUAUGACUUGUACUAUUCCUUGCGACCUAUUUUAUAUGAUCUGUUAUUGUUAAUGAUGUUUGAUAAAAUUAUUUUUAAUCAAUUUAUAAGACAACUGAGAUGUAAUUAACAAUCUUUUUGUUGCUCCUGGUGCUCUGACCGUUUGAAUGGUUGCUUACUUUUAUCACUGUUAAUAUCGAGAAAUAAUUUUCUAGCAAUAUACUUAAAAGCCAAAAGUAUUUCCGUUUUGUAUUGCUGUGAGUCUUCCCUGCCUGAGUUUGAAACUUGAAUGUCCCUGGGUUGUUACACUGUACUCUACCUUUUACUAUUGAGUGGCAAUUAAUGAAUUACAGCUUUUCAUCAGUAAUUUCAGCCGAUUAUUAUAAUUACCUCUGUUAUACCAAUACAUACGGACUUGGGAGUAUUUCGUAUCUUUAAUUCGGAUUAAGAAAAGGUAAAGUAAGCCAAUAUAGGUAUUAUUGGUUACAAUACUGCUCCGUACAAAUUUAUAACUUCUAUCUUAAAAUAAUCGAAUUUUUCUUUUAAAAUUAUUUCAUUUUCAAACUAACAUGAGUACUUCAUCAAAGAUACAAAUACACAUUUUAAAAUUGCAUUAAAAAUUUUAUAAUCUUUCUGUUUUAAUUCAAAUUGUUUGUUAAAAGUGUUUUAUAUGAAAUUUAAAAAUAAAAACUACAAUGUACACAUUUAAGAACUACUUUAAACUAUGGAUAAGAUUAGUGGUGACAUUACCAUAUUGUUUUAUCAAAUUACUAAUGAAAAUAAGAAAAAAAAAAGUAAAUAGUGUUUGACUUUAUGAAUAAUAAACAAGUAUACUUUAUUUUGAAACAGUGGGAGUAAACCAAAAUGUGAGUUGAACAUUUUAUUAUUUUAGUAAAUAAUUAACAAAUUCACAUAUGAGAAUAGGGUUUAAUAGGAGACUAGAACAAGUAUUUUGGAACAGGUGCAGCAGAUAAAAAUUUGUAAAUCAGAAAGCAGAAGAUAAUUCCUAAGGAUGAUAUUGGGUUUAGAUUAAAAUUUGUUUCCAUGGUACGGAGAUGAAUGAUAAUCUGAUGGCCAAACUGACAAGGGAAGAUGUUAUGGAAUGGAAGUUGAUAAAAGUCUGCUUUUUACACCCAAGAGCACCCAUCACCUGGGGAGAAUUUGGGUUCAUUGGGAUACCCUAUCCACUGUAAGGUGGUAAGGGCUAUGAAUAACAAUAAGUUUGAAAUCUUUUUGUGUAUGGACAUAAUGAGGCAUACAGAAGGAGGGAGUUGUGGUCAGACACCAGGAAGAUUGCAGAGAAGAUCCAAGGGGCCUGGUUGCUUGCUUGCUGGAGACUUUAAUAAUGUUCUUAAGGUUUGAUGAAGACAGGAUCGGGGGACUCCCUAUCACCUUAGAUGAAAUAAAUAACUUUAAACAACGCACCUUUGAUUGUGGGUUGGAGGACAUGCAUGCCUUUGAAGGGAUCCUAUUACUUCACAUGGUCCAGUAGACAGUGUCAGGAAAUAAGGAUCCACUCAAGGAUUGACUGGGUGUUUUGCAAUGCAGAAUGGAUGAUUCGGUUUAGCACUAAGGUGUUGGUGAAAGAUGGGCUAUCUGAUCGAUCAUACCCCUCCCUCUUCUUAUUAUUACUCAAGCUUUGUACCAAAGUAAUAGAAGCUUCGGGUUUUGUGACACGUGCAAAAUUGAUGAUUCUUUUGCUAAGAUUGUUGAGAACGUUUGGAAUAAGGAGAUCCAAGGUAGGCCCAUGUUUCAACUUUGCCAAAAUUUUAAGAUUAUAUCUAAGAUUAUUUGUAAUGGACUUGAGAUGAUCCAUCUCCUGUUGCAACAUGAUAUACAAAGUUAUAUCUAUGAUUAUUUGCAAUGGACUUAAGAUGAUCCUCCCUGACAUUGUCAAUCAAAAUCAGGGUGCUUUUAUUCGUGGGAGCAAGUUAGUUCAUAAUGUUUUACUAUGCUAUGAACUGGCUAGAGGAUACCAUAGGAAAUAUGCUACCCCCAGAUGUAUGUUGAAACUGGAUUUAAGAAAAGCGAAUGAUACUAUGAGUUGGAAAACAAUCAUUCAAAUCAUGGAGCUACCAAAUUUUCCUACCCAGUUUGUGUCUUGGGUGGCCUACUGCAUCCAAACCACAUCCUUCUCUAUUCAACUUAACGGAGAAAAAGAAUGGAUUCUUCAAGGCUGAUGAUGAUAAAUCUGUGGAUUGUAUUAUGAAGGCUUUGGAAAUUUUGGCAAUGCUACUGGCCUACAAGUGAACCCUGCUGCAAAGUACAAGAUAGAAUACUGAGGAAAACUAAUAUGGAACUGAGAACUCUACCUACCUGGGGAGCCCUAUUACAGCUGCUCUAGGGUGAGUGAGAGAAUGUGAUAUAGAAUUUGCAGACUCUGUCAUGUGGAUCCUAUUUGUGUUUUGUGUGAUAAAGAAAAUACAAGACAUGGAGACUAAAAAUCAUCUCUUUUUUGCAAGUGUUCUUUCUUUCAAAAAUAUUUUAUUUUGUCCACCUUACAUUUUAUAUAACUUUUUGACUUAUUAGAAUUUGGGUACCGGUCCUGAGUCUCUAGAACUCUAGAAGGGCGCUGUGCAAAAGAAAUAUUGGGACUCCAA
Cuscuta campestris is the source of this 2713-nucleotide messenger RNA. Lineage: Eukaryota; Viridiplantae; Streptophyta; Magnoliopsida; Solanales; Convolvulaceae. The record is from the annotation of a GenBank genome assembly.